Molecule: messenger RNA, 1224 nt
Organism: Anopheles funestus (African malaria mosquito)
Lineage: Eukaryota; Metazoa; Arthropoda; Insecta; Diptera; Culicidae
Product: CD63 antigen
Exons: 4
Coding region: 249-1106 (285 amino acids)
Cellular component (GO): membrane
Source: RefSeq, a predicted model, not a curated record
CGGUCUUGUUGGGGCUGUGACACCAUUUUCGUUUCAGUUCGGUCACGGAAAACUAGCAAGUCGCCGUCAAAUUGCAAACGAUCACGAGUAGUACAAGUUUUAAGGGCCUUGAACAACAGAACUAGUCCGCCGUCCGUGAGGAAGGCACUUUGCUGUCGAAGGUGUGCCGGUGAAAAUCGGUGUUAAGAGCACUUUUUUGUUUUUACUGCCUGGAAACAAAACGUUUGCACCUAGCUGCACCAACCAAUAUGGCGUCGGAACGGUACGAGCUUAAUAUGAAUAUGAAGUGUGUCAAGUACAUGAUCUUCGUCAUCAGCAUUACGUUUGCGGUCGUGGCCGCAAUGCUCCUGUCGAUGGCAGUGGCCAUCGGUAAUCUGUUCGAUGAUUUCCAGAACUUUAUUGAUUCACACUUCUUCGUACCGCCGAAUCUGCUCAUUGCCAUCGGUGUCAUUCUGCUGGUAAUUGCACUGUUCGGGUGUGUCGGUGCACUGAAGGAAAGCACGGCCAUGAUCAACAUUUAUGGUGUGUUGCUGUUGAGCGUGUUUGUGUUACAGCUUGCAGCAGCCAUUACGGCGUUUGUGCUGCGCGGUCAGGUUGAGAUGAUGGUGCGUCAAAAGAUUUUCGAUUCGAUGGCCGAUUACAAGCAGCAGGAAGGGUACCGCAAUCCAAUCGAUAUGUUGCAGAACACGCUCGAAUGUUGCGGUGUUGAUGGAUAUAACGAUUGGGCUCAGUUCUUGCCGUCGGAUGGUAUUGUGAUGGAGUAUCCGGAAACUUGCUGUGCAGCACCACCGAUCGAUGGGGAAUGCAUUCCACGCGACUAUGGUUGCUACUCGCGCCUUUCGUGGCUGAUCUCGCAGGGAUCGGUGCUGAUCGCGACCGGUACGAUUGCUGUCGCUUUCGUUCAGGUAUUGGGAGCUGUCUGUGCGUUCAUGCUUGCCAGUGCAAUUCGUCGGGCAAAGACGCUACGUGCUACGCGUCGUUGGCAUCUGCAGCAGAGCCUUGGUAUUAUGACCAAGACACUUGAACCGCAGUACACGGGAAUGGAGAAAUCGGAGGCUAACGUUGACCCGGACAAGUAUCUUCCUACUAGCCCAAGCGUCAACUAAGGUCUAAGGUCUUACUGAAGUGUAUCCGCUAGUUGAGUUGCUUAAACUAUACGCAAGCAUGUAAUAUUUUCGUGUUGAAUAAAUGUGAUGAUAAGAGUGAACGAUUUUGAAAUUGAAA